AUGGGCGAACCGGCGAAGCCGACGCCGCCGCCGAAGCGCGAGGGCAACUUCGAGGAGCAGCUGCGCUCCUUUGACAAUGUUCCGCUCUUUAUGCGGAAUCUCCCCGGGGAGGACGAUAAGAAUGUUGCGCUGGACGCGCUGCAGGCGCUAGCGUACGAAGGCCACCCCGACGAUGCAGCAGAGAACUUUAAGAAGCAAGGCAACGAGUAUUUCCUUGCGAAGCGGUACCGCGAGGCGCUUGGGUUCUACCGCCAAGGCCUCGAGGCCAAGCCCGGCGGCCGCCCUCUAAUCGAGUCGCUCUAUUUGAACAGCGCCGCGUGCAACCUCGAGCUGCAAAACUAUGGGCGUGCGCUGAUUGAUACGCGGAAUGCGAUGCAGGUGAACCCCGACUCGCUCAAGGCGCUAUACCGCGCCACGAAAGCGUUCCUUGCCCUCGACCGUCUGGACGACGCGCUCGGCGCAUGCGACCUCGCGCUCGAGCGUGCGCCGGAGAGCGCCGACUUUACGGCGCUGCGCAAAAAAGCGAGCGACCGUGCUGCGCUGCUCAAGCGGCGCGCCGACGAGCUUGCAGAGAAGAAGCGGCGCGACCAGCUGCUCGACGACGCGGUCCGCGUCGCGUGCGUCGCGCGCGGCCUCUGGGUUGACAAGGUGAGCGGCACAGACGACGCACACACGCCCAAGUUUGAUCCGGACGCCUUGCCUGCGUACGCCAAAGCGUCGCUGCCUCCUAGCGAAUGGCGCGCGCCGGACCCCAUCCGCACGCCGAUGCUUUUCCCCGUUAUCUUCCUGUACCCCCAGCACUCGCAGUCGGACCUUAUUGCCGAGUUCCACGAGGAUACGACGGUUGGACAGCAUCUCGAGGCCAUGUUCCCCCCCGAAGCGCGCGGCUCGCUGCCGUGGGACCCCUCUGGCGAGUAUGUCGCCUCGAACCUCUCGGUCAUUGCCAUGACGCACCAGCGCCGCCUGCUCCGUGUGGGCCACAAACUCUCGCUACGUACGAUUAUGGAUCAGGGUGCGAAGGACGCGCCCGACGGCAAGCCCGAGCACCGCGACGGCCUCGUCCUCCACAACGGCGCUGUGUCCCUGGCCGUUUUUCCCAAGGGCAGCGCGGCCGAGCGCACCGACUCGGAUGUGUAUGCAGGCCGUGAUGAAGAGAGCAUUGAGCGGCUCGAGGAGGAGAUCGAGAGCCUGACCACAACCGUGCACGGCCUGGACGCGUACCAAAUCGUCGACAAGCUCGGCGAGGGGACCUUUUCGUCGGUGUACAAGGCAAUCGACGUGUACUAUGACCUGUACAAAAACGAGCCGUGGGCGAAGAGCAACACGCCGCGGAUCGUGCCGCGGCCGCCGAAGCCGGGGGCGGUGUACGUCGCGUUGAAGCGCAUCUAUGUCACGUCGAGCACUGCACGUAUCUUGAACGAGCUCGAGAUUAUGGAGACGCUGCGCGGCAAGCCGUUCCUUGCGUACCUCAUCACAGCUUUUCGCAGCGCCGACCAGGUGAUUGCCGUGAUGCCGUACAGUCGUCACACCGAGUUCCGCGACUAUUAUCGUAUCAUGCCGCUGUCGGACUUGCCGUGCUACUUUUACUGCCUUUUUUCCGCACUCGAGGCGAUGCAUGCAGAAGGCAUCCUGCACCGAGACGUAAAGCCCGCCAACUUUUUGUACGAUCCGCGCACGGGUUUCGGCACGCUGUGCGACUUUGGACUGGCGGAGCGCGUCGAGCCGGGCGAGUGGCGCAACAAGUGCCAUCAUACAUGCCCGACGCCGGAGCAUCCCCACGGCGAGCAGGGCAUCAACCACUCGACACACAGCAGCCAUCUCCUUCCUGGCGGCGCACUCGCGCGCGAAGACCGGCCGGUGUCCCAAGCGCGGCCACCGAUGGGGCCGCCGAACCGCGUCGGAUACCUGCGCGCCGACCCCCGUCCGGGCGUGCGCGCGAACCGCGCAGGAACGCGCGGAUUCCGUGCGCCAGAGGUCCUCUUCAAGUGCAUGGACCAGACGCCCGCGGUGGACAUUUGGUCGGCUGGCAUUAUUCUGCUUUCGUUCCUGCUGAAGCGUUUCCCCCUAUUUAACGCGAACGACGAUACAGAAGCACUGCUAGAGCUCGCUACGAUCUUUGGCUCACGGCGCAUGGAGCAGUGCGCGAUGCUGCACAACCGCACCUUUGCGUCGAAUCUGCCGACGGUCGAUCACGGCGGGCGGCGCAUCCCCGAGCUCGUGCAGGACCUGCGCCCCGAGCUCUUUGAGCCGCCGCCCGGGCACCCCGAUCCGAGUGAGUACCGCCAGCAGGUGCAGCACGUCGUGCACCUCGCCACCGGCUUUAGCGGCGAGGGCGAGCCCCUGGCGGCGACCGCCGACAUUCUGCGUGUGUACGAAGAGGCGGUGCAGGAGCCGAUGGUCGAGUGCAUCAACCUCGACGCGCUGUAUACCAAUGCCCAGGCCGAGUCGUCGGACCGCGAAAAUGCACAGGUCCUGCGCGAAGACUUUUGCUCGACCGGCAUCAUUGCGCGAUCGUGGCUCGCGCUGCGGGGCGAGAACCGCUCGCAAGGCGUCGAUAUCGACCUCGAUGCGCUGCGCGACUCGCAACGGCGCUGGGGGGCGAAGCGCGUGCAGCUCCUGCAGAGCGCGGCGUAUGCGAAAGCUACGCACACGACCGAGCUUGUGAGCGACGCCGCGCCCGAUGGCGCACCCGAGGAGCGUGCGCCGCAGACGUCGACUUGGGACGAGGGGCAGGCGAGCGCGCGCUUCGACCGCCGCCAUGCAAAGAAGCUGCAGCAAAAACCCGAGGCGACCGCGCCCGAGCCGCGCAUGGUGCUCCUGCACAGCGACGUGCUCGACCUGCCCGCCGCGCCGAUGGCCGACGGCGCGACGCUCGAGGCGCCGGAUAUCGUCGCGUCGCUCAACUACGCAAUGGCCUACUUCCACGACCGCAAGACGCUGCUUGCCUACCUCAAAACGGUCGUGGGAAGCUUGCGGCCCAAGACCGGCGUCUUUAUCACCGACAUGUUUGGCGGCGCACCAACCGGCGAAGAGUACGAGGACCAGCAGGCGCUCUGGUCCACGUUUUGGGACGAGCCUGGCUUUUUGCGCUCGGCGGCGGACCGCGACCAGGUGGUCCUGGACGCGGACCGCAGCGACGUGCGCCGCGCGCGCGGCGCCAACGACGACCUCCAAGUAUUCCCUGCGCCGACCGAAGAGCAGCGGGGCACACGCCAAGAGUGGCCGCGGGGCCGCCUCAAGCUCGUGCGCAAAGGCGAAGAGCACGGCGGAUUCGAGUACUGGCGCGAAGACGGCCCGAUCGACUACGCAACGAACCGCUUCCGGAUGAGCCUGAGCUUCCGCUUCAGCGACCAUUCCUGGAUCCGCGACUUUUUCUCGUACGACUUUCGCAUCUGGUCGCUCAAAGAGCUCACUGAGGCGAUGGAGGAGGCGGGCUUUGCCUCGGUGCGCGUCCUCGUCCUGCCCCGCAACGAUAUGGACUCGUACGUGGACGAGAGCGACGACGAGAUGAGCGGGAGCGACGACGAAUUUGCGUUUUUGCGGCGUACCGAGAAGGAGGAGCGCCAGCGGCGCAUGUUCCACACGGUCCAGCCCGGCGAAAAAGUCUUUUGCUCUCGUUCAUUUGCAACAUACAUAGUGGCGCGCGCGCCGUAA
Malassezia japonica is the source of this 3654-nucleotide messenger RNA. It is a transcript of the gene CDC7, whose product is annotated as non-specific serine/threonine protein kinase. The record is from RefSeq and is a predicted model, not a curated record. The transcript has 6 exons. Gene Ontology annotation, biological process: protein folding; protein phosphorylation. NCBI's taxonomy places the organism in Eukaryota, Fungi, Basidiomycota, Malasseziomycetes, Malasseziales, Malasseziaceae. The coding region runs from base 1 to 3654 and encodes 1217 amino acids. Gene Ontology annotation, molecular function: ATP binding; Hsp90 protein binding; protein kinase activity. Gene Ontology annotation, cellular component: nucleus; cytosol.